Messenger RNA from Microdochium trichocladiopsis, 924 nucleotides. RefSeq lists its product as uncharacterized. NCBI's taxonomy places the organism in Eukaryota, Fungi, Ascomycota, Sordariomycetes, Xylariales, Microdochiaceae. The record is from RefSeq and is a predicted model, not a curated record. The transcript is spliced from 2 exons. Bases 1 to 924 code for a protein of 307 amino acids.
AUGACCUCACCUGCAGAACCAGUGCUAGACUGUUGCCGUUCCGACUGGGUCGCCAGCAGUCAGCAGUCAUUCACUCUUUAUCAUGCUGGUGCGAGACUCUGGCGUCAAGAAGACCUAGUAGAUAUCGAGCAGCAGUUGGAGCAUGUCAACACUGCCGAGACCUUUACGUUGCGUCGUGUCGAUGGCUCGCAUAUCAAAAUCAAGAACCCCAUGCUUGGCGUCGAAAAUCCAAUCUGGUCACCAUUUGUUCGUUUUCGCGAGUACUGGUCGCUGGUCCGCAGCAGGCCAAGGAACCUUCCCCCGGAGAUAUAUGGUUGCUCGUAUAUUCUGGAAUGGGAGAACAUGAGCAUUGAGGAAUACAGAGGCCCGCACCCUGAUUGCGAAGCAUGGUUUCGCUCCUAUCGUGAGACCUGGCAAGCCAGUGCCACAUGCCAAUCGGUGAAAACCCAAAUCACCCAUAUUUUGUCGUCGGAACCAGGAAAGACUGUGAGCAAGGUGGUCUGCUUUGGACUUGGUGAUCUCACCUUCAGGUCACCGGACUGGUGGCACAUUCAGAAUCGCGAGCGGCCAGAGCACGAGCAGGAGACUGAACAUGACUGUGCUCUGGAUAGUUCCGUGCACCAUGCAGUUGCCCUCACUUUGAAAGAAGCUGUCACAGCAGCGAGUCGCACUGAAGUAAAGCUGGUCACCCAAGACCCCAGUUACACGGCAGAGUCAAAGAGCAUAGUUGGGAGGGUGGCCCCAGAGUUCGAAUUUGUCGGCCGCCACGGGGCUGGGGGUUUCUCUGAACUCAGUGACGACUGUGUCGUGUUUGCGCCUUUCGUGGCUGCGCCAAUCAAUCAGAUCAUUGCCGAUUUGGCGAGACCAGCUGUGAUAAUUACCAGCAAGGUCGACGAACUGGUAGUUAUGACUUUGAAACAGUAA